AAUUCAUCAUGGCAUCUCUUUGUUUAUCGUGCAAUUCUCUGGCACAAUUGAUCUCUCAACUGGAAUGUGCUAUAAAUGUAGAGUGGGGUGAAAUUUUUCAGUUGAAGAUUUUUCAGGGUAAAAUAUGCAGAUUCAGCAACACAGUUAGAGUUUCACAAAUUCAUGUCAGAUUUGCUGCAUUGUGUUGGUCAGGAAAAAAAUCUCACACAAAAUAAUUCUGCAAAAAUCAACAUACAUGUUUUUGGAUUGACAUGACAUUUCAUUGCAAAAUAUCCUGUACUUUUAUUUAUUUUUUUAAAAUUAGAACCACUAAAAUGCUUGAAAUCAAAACAAAUAUUUUGUUUACCCUAAAACACAAUGUUUCUUUGACCUGUUUUUAUUUUUAUUUUUUUAUUUUGACAUUGAAAAUUUUGAAAAAAAUAUAUUUUUGGUUCAACUCAAAACAAGUUUGUCGCCCCAGUUUUUUGGAAUUGCAAUGAAACAAAAAUUUCUGUUAUUCACAGAACUAUAUAAAUGUCUUUGCUUGUUUAUUUAUAAGUCUUGAUUUUGUACAAUGGACUUCAUUAUUCACCAGUCAUGACUGUGACUGUAACUUCCUUCUCCUCCCCCCACAGCUUUUCUAUAAAGUUAUGAACUGAAACCAUGGAGCAGAGGAAUCACACGGUGGUGACGGAAUUUGUUCUACUUGGACUUUCCCACGUUGGACAGACGCAGCUUGUAUUUUUUGUCCUGUUCUGUCUGUCCUAUGUGGCAAUUGUUCUGGGCAAUCUCCUCAUCAUUGUCACCAUAAAGGCCAAUUCCUGUCUGACCUCACUCAUGUACUUCCUCCUCUGCAACCUGUCAUUCGUUGAUCUCUACUAUGCUUCCGUCAUUUCCCCUAGGAUGUUGGCUGACCUGCUCUCCCAGAGGAAGACCAUUUCCUUCAAUGGCUGUAUGGCCCAGCUCUUCCUCCUGCACUUCAUGGGAGAAACAGAGAUGUUCCUCCUAAAAAUGAUGGCUUACGACCGCUAUGUCACUAUCUGCAAGCCAGUGCUCUACAUGUCCAUCAUGAGCCGGCCCAUGUGCUGCAUGCUGGUGGCAGUUUGUUGGGUGGGGGGCUUUGUCCAUUCCAUUGUGCAGACCAUUAUUACCAUCCACCUCCCAUUCUGUGGUCCCAGUAAGAUUGAUAACUACUUCUGUGAUGUGGCCCCUGUCAUCAGACUCACCUACACCAAUAUCUAUGUUAUUGAGUUGCUCAUGCUCUCCAACAGUGGCCUGAUCUCCCUGGCUCGCUUCCUGGUGCUGCUUGUCUCCUAUACAGUCAUCCUAGUCACGGUCGGGCUUUGCCUCAGAGAUGGAACGUAG
Messenger RNA from Dermochelys coriacea (leatherback sea turtle), 1344 nucleotides. RefSeq names its product olfactory receptor 4Q3-like. Gene Ontology annotation, molecular function: olfactory receptor activity; G protein-coupled receptor activity. The transcript has a single exon. Gene Ontology annotation, biological process: G protein-coupled receptor signaling pathway. The record is from RefSeq and is a predicted model, not a curated record. Gene Ontology annotation, cellular component: membrane. The coding region runs from base 643 to 1344 and encodes 233 amino acids. Lineage: Eukaryota; Metazoa; Chordata; Testudines; Dermochelyidae.